AUGAUCCUGACGAUGAACUUCUUGGGGAUAUUGGGUCGCCCUCUCCAGGCUUGGCAGAUGCCAAUUCCGAACCGCCCUCAGCUUCCUCUGGCGGUCACCAACUUUCACCAGCGGACACGCCGUCUAGUGCUUCUUCCCAAGCUGCCGAUUCGUCCGAGCAUCCACUUAGCAGCUCCCAACCAGCCGCAUAGUCCCCCACGGCACCGCAGCCUCGCUGCAGCAUUCGCGUUUGCAUUCGGCCGAAGCACCUGGGUCUAUAUGACACGCAGUUUGCUCCUUUACAGGAUCCGACAUUAG
Linum trigynum is the source of this 297-nucleotide messenger RNA. Lineage: Eukaryota; Viridiplantae; Streptophyta; Magnoliopsida; Malpighiales; Linaceae. The record is from the annotation of a GenBank genome assembly.